Messenger RNA from Macrosteles quadrilineatus (aster leafhopper), 479 nucleotides. RefSeq names its product alveolysin-like. The coding region runs from base 90 to 479 and encodes 129 amino acids. The record is from RefSeq and is a predicted model, not a curated record. Gene Ontology annotation, molecular function: cholesterol binding. Lineage: Eukaryota; Metazoa; Arthropoda; Insecta; Hemiptera; Cicadellidae. The transcript is spliced from 2 exons.
CCACAGCCUGUCAGUCAGUUCUAGUCUAUCGUUUAGAGUGCCUCAGACUACUACAAGAACUACUAACCGACUGGAGCAGCUGACGCAGGAUGUGCAGCUGGAAAGUUCUGUUUGUCGGCGUUGCAGCCCUCUGUGUCAGCAGUGCCACAGGAGGUCCCAACAAUGACUCCAAGGGUGUACUUAGGAUCGUCAACGAGGGAAACUUCGUAAUGCAGUGGGCCAUCACUUGGAAGGAGGGGAGCACUGAGGUCAGCUGGGACAAGAACUGGAAGGACUUUCCUGGUCCUUUCAGCCAGGACAUUGAACUCCCAGGGAAUGCUCAAGGCAUCAGCGUGUUCGCCAGGGUAGCCACCGGCCUGGCCUGGGAGUGGUGGCACACAGUCAUUGACAAGAAGGGUAUUCCUCUGGUGAAGGAGCGUACUUUUACAGUCAGUGGAACAACUCUCAAUCCCAAGAGUGUUAUAUCUCCUAGCGUUUAG